AUUUAACCAAACCGUACGCCCGGGCCCCCGGCGACCCGGCUCCGGACGGGGAUUUAAACGACCGCGCUGGCCAGCGGACGACACGCGCCGGCCGGCAGCACAGCUCUCUUCUGCACGUACGCACGCGGGGGGAGUGCGGCCGUGUCGCGUCGAUCCUCGAUCGUCGAUUACGUUCGCCAUGGCGUGCCGGCGGCCGGCGUGCUUCGUCGCUGUCCUCCUCGUCGCCGUUGCGGCGGCGCUGGCGGCGGGGCCGCGGGCGGCCGCGGCGAAGGAGUACGCGGCCAUCUUCAACUUCGGUGACUCCCUGGUGGACGCCGGGAACCUCGUGGUGGACGGCAUCCCGGACUACCUCGCCACGGCGCGGCUUCCCUACGGCAUGACCUACUUCGGCUACCCCACGGGGCGGUGCUCCGACGGCCGCCUCGUCGUCGACUUCAUCGCGCAGGAGCUCGGGCUGCCGUUGCUGCCGCCGUCCAAGGCGAAGAACGCGACGUUCCACCACGGCGCCAACUUCGCCAUCACGGGCGCCACGUCGCUGGACACGCCCUUCUUCCAGGCGCGCGGCCUCGGGCAGACCGUCUGGAACUCCGGCUCCCUGCACACCCAGAUCAAGUGGUUCCAGGACAUGAAGCCCAAAAUCUGCAGCUCCCCGCAAGAGUGCCGUGACCUUUUCCGGCGGUCGCUGUUCAUCGUGGGCGAGUUCGGCGGCAACGACUACAACUCGCCGCUGUUCGCGUUCCGCCCGCUGUCUGAGGCGCACGACUUCAUCCCGCACGUCGUCGACUCCAUCGGCGAGGGCGUCGAGAAGCUCAUCGCGGAAGGGGCGGUGGACCUGGUGGUCCCGGGGGUGCUCCCCAUCGGCUGCUUCCCCGUCUACCUCUCCAUCUUCCGCAAGCAGCCGGAGGGGUACGGCCCCCGGAGCGGGUGCAUCAAGGACAUGAACACGCUGUCCUGGGUGCACAACGCGGCGCUGCAGCGCAAGAUCGCCGAGCUCCGGGCCAAGCACCCCGGCGUCCGCAUCAUCUACGCCGACUACUACACGCCGGCCAUCCAGUUCGUCCUCCACGCCAAGAAAUACGGGUUCUUGGAGCAGACGCCGCGGGCGUGCUGCGGGGCGCCGGGCGUCGGCGAGUACAACUUCAACCUCACCUCCAAGUGCGGCGACCCGGGGGCGUACGCCUGCGACGACCCAUCCAACCACUGGAGCUGGGACGGGAUCCACCUCACCGAGGCCUCCUACGGCCACAUCGCCAAGGGCUGGCUCUACGGGCCAUUCGCCGACCCGCCCAUCCUCGACAACAAGCACCUCGGCUAAUCUCCAUCCAUCAUUCAGCGCCGGCUAGCCGGCCGGCGGGCCAGUACACCGGGACGGGACGCACCUGCAAGAUUGAUGGUGAUUGCUGUAGAGGAAACGGAACGAAAGGAAUCGGCGAGGACGAAUAAGGAUGCCCUCUGUUCAGAUUAAUUGGUUUAAUUUUAGAUUGUGUUGUUUGUGAUGUCUUUGGAGGGAUAAGUAUACUGGUAUACAUCUCUGCUCUGCUCGGUGUGUGAUUUUUUUUCUGUUUAUAUUACCAUAGUAGCAGUUUAGCACAGAUGUGUAGUGCUUCCCGUAGUCAAGAAAAUUGAGCAGGAAGAAGGUUGGGCGCCAUUUUAUUGUU
Setaria italica (foxtail millet) is the source of this 1658-nucleotide messenger RNA. Its product is annotated as GDSL esterase/lipase At5g45910. Gene Ontology annotation, molecular function: hydrolase activity, acting on ester bonds. Lineage: Eukaryota; Viridiplantae; Streptophyta; Magnoliopsida; Poales; Poaceae. The transcript has 4 exons. The record is from RefSeq and is a predicted model, not a curated record. The coding region runs from base 179 to 1315 and encodes 378 amino acids.